This is a messenger RNA of Jaculus jaculus (lesser Egyptian jerboa), 6813 nucleotides long. It is a transcript of the gene Drp2, whose product is annotated as dystrophin related protein 2. Gene Ontology annotation, biological process: synaptic signaling. Gene Ontology annotation, molecular function: zinc ion binding; protein binding. Bases 311 to 3187 code for a protein of 958 amino acids. The record is from RefSeq and is a predicted model, not a curated record. NCBI's taxonomy places the organism in Eukaryota, Metazoa, Chordata, Mammalia, Rodentia, Dipodidae. The transcript has 23 exons. Gene Ontology annotation, cellular component: plasma membrane.
GGAGGACAGGGGGGUGGGAGAGACCGAGGGAGAGUGUGCUCACAGCAGCUGUCGGCAUCCCUGUCUCAGGGACUUAUUUGCUGAUUCACAGAGGCAGCUUAGCUCAGGCCUCUCAGCUUCCAGCUAUCGCUUGCUUUUCCGACCUCACGGAAUCAGAAGGUAGGCCACAGAAAAAUCAUCUCCAAACCUCGCCCUUGAUGAGCUGGCAGAGGAGGAAUGAGUGAAGAAGGGAAGCUUCAGGGGUGCUGUGUGCUUAAUGCUCAAGAGUCAGUCUACUGCCUGUCCUCACCCUACAUGAGCCUUGGUUCUGAUGCAAUCUAUGGUCAUGCAGGGAUGCCCUUACACCCUCCCACGAUGUCAUGAGUGGCGAGCUGCUGACCGGUUUCAUCACAACAGCAGCCUCCGAAGCUCCUGUCCCCAGCCUCAGGUUAGAGCUGCUGUCACUAUCCCGGCACCUCCUUGGGAUGAUGCUGGGGACCCUUGCCAUAGUCCAAAGCUGUUGAACGGAUCUGUGGGUGCCAUUGGCUCCCUGGAACAAUCAGCCAUGAAUCUGUGUUGGAAUGAAAUAAAAAAGAAGUCUCACAACCUCCGGGCUCGCCUAGAAGCCUUUUCAGACCACAGUGGAAAGCUUCAGCUCCCACUCCAAGAGAUUAUUGACUGGCUCAGCCAAAAGGAUGAGGAAUUGUCAGCACAGCUGCCCCUGCAAGGAGAUGUGGCCCUGGUGCAACAGGAGAAGGAGACACAUGCGGCUUUUAUGGAGGAAGUUAAGUCUCGGGGCCCCUAUAUCUACUCUGUGCUUGAGUCAGCUCAGGACUUCCUGUCCCAGCAUCCAUUUGAAGAAUUGGAGGAGCCUCACUCUGAAAGCAAAGAUACCUCCCCCAGACAGCGAAUCCAGAAUCUCAGCCGCUUUGUGUGGAAGCAGGCAACAGUGGCCAGUGAACUGUGGGAGAAGUUGACAGCCCAUUGUGUGGACCAGCACCGCCACAUUGAACGGACUCUGGAACAGCUGUUGGAGAUCCAAGGGGCCAUGGAAGAAUUGAACACUACUCUGUCCCAAGCUGAAGGAGUCCGAGCCACUUGGGAACCCAUUGGAGAUCUGUUCAUUGAUUCACUCCCAGAACAUAUCCAGGCUGUCAAGUUAUUCAAAGACGAAUUCUCUCCUGUGAAGGAUGGAGUAAAAUUGGUUAAUGAUCUGGCCCACCAACUUGCCAUUUCUGAUGUGCACUUGUCAAUGGAGAAUUCGCGGGCUUUGGAGAAGAUCAACAUCCGGUGGAAACAACUCCAGGUGUCAGUUGGUGAGAGGCUUAAGCAGCUUCAGGAUGCCCAUCGGGACUUUGGGCCUGGAUCACAGCACUUCCUCUCCUCCUCUGUCCAAGUUCCCUGGGAAAGAGCAAUUUCACCCAAUAAAGUUCCCUACUACAUCAACCACCAGGCUCAAACUACAUGCUGGGACCAUCCCAAGAUGACUGAAUUAUACCAAACCCUAGCUGAUCUGAACAACAUCAAGUUCUCAGCUUAUCGCACUGCCAUGAAGCUCCGCAGAGUCCAGAAGGCCCUGCGCUUGGAUCUGGUAACUUUAACUACAGCCCUAGAGAUCUUCAAUGAGCAUGAUCUCCAGGCCAGUGAGCACGUGAUGGAUGUGGUAGAGGUCAUUCACUGCCUGACUGCCUUAUAUGAACGGCUGGAGGAGGAAAGAGGCAUCCUGGUCAAUGUGCCACUAUGUGUAGACAUGAGCCUCAACUGGCUCCUCAAUGUUUUUGAUAGUGGUCGCAGUGGAAAGAUGCGGGCACUAUCCUUUAAGACUGGCAUUGCAUGCCUGUGUGGCACAGAAGUGAAGGAAAAACUUCAGUAUCUCUUCAGCCAAGUAGCCAACUCGGGAAGCCAGUGUGACCAACGCCACCUUGGUGUCCUACUUCAUGAAGCCAUUCAGGUGCCCCGUCAGCUGGGUGAAGUGGCAGCAUUUGGGGGCAGCAAUGUAGAGCCAAGUGUCCGUAGUUGCUUUCGUUUUAGUACUGGGAAGCCAGUCAUUGAAGCUUCCCAGUUCCUGGAGUGGGUUAACUUAGAGCCUCAGUCCAUGGUGUGGCUGGCUGUUCUGCAUCGGGUCACCAUUGCCGAGCAAGUAAAGCAUCAGACGAAAUGCUCUAUCUGUAGGCAGUGCCCCAUCAAGGGGUUCAGGUACCGGAGUCUGAAACAAUUUAAUGUGGAUAUCUGCCAGACCUGCUUCUUGACAGGCAGAGCCAGCAAAGGCAACAAACUGCAUUACCCCAUCAUGGAGUAUUACACGCCGACCACAUCCAGUGAGAACAUGAGGGACUUUGCCACAACCUUAAAGAACAAAUUCCGCUCAAAGCAUUAUUUCAGCAAGCACCCUCAGCGAGGUUAUCUUCCUGUGCAAUCAGUAUUAGAGGCCGACUGCAGUGAGACGCCAGCUUCUUCCCCGAUGUUGCCACAUGCUGACACACAUUCUCGCAUUGAGCAUUUUGCCAGCAGGCUUGCUGAGAUGGAGAGUCAGAAUUGUUCCUUCUUUAAUGACAGCCUAUCCCCAGAUGACAGCAUAGACGAGGACCAGUACCUGUUGCGUCAUUCCAGCCCAAUCACAGACCGAGAGCCAGCCUUUGGACAGCAGGCUCCAUGCAAUGUGGCAACAGAAAGCAAGGGAGAGCUAGAGAAGAUCUUGGCCCACUUAGAAGAUGAGAAUCGGAUUCUCCAGGGAGAGUUGAGGCGCCUGAAGUGGCAGCACGAGGAGGCGACCGAGGCACCCACCCUGGCUGAAGGUUCCACUGAGGCAGCACAGGAACACCGCAAUGAAGAGCUUCUGGCUGAAGCCAGGAUCCUCCGGCAGCACAAGAGUCGCCUGGAGACACGCAUGCAGAUCCUUGAAGACCACAACAAACAACUAGAGUCACAGCUACAGCGCCUAAGGGAGCUACUCCUACAACCACCUACUACUGAAUCAGAUGGCAAUGGCUCUGCGGGUUCAUCCCUAGCUUCUUCUCCACAGCAGUCAGAAGGCAGCCACCCUCGGGAGAAGGGACAGACUACUCCGGACACUGAGGUGGCAGAUGAUGUGGGGUCAAAGAGCCAAGAUGUCAGCCUGUGCUUGGAAGACAUCAUGGAGAAGCUCCGCCAUGCUUUCCCCAGUGUGAGAAGCUCUGAUGUGACUGCUAACACCCUGAUGGCUUCUUGAUGGAGCCAGAUCCCCAUCCUGUGGUCCAUAUUCCUCUCCUGGUUCUGGUCAAUGCUUUCCCUCAGCCUUCACCCAUCUUUCCAGUUCCCACGGGUCCAAUAUUCCUCAACUACUUAUAUGGGCUUAGAGCAGCAGCAGAGACUGGGUAGUAUGUGUUGUGUGGUGAGGGAGGGCAGGGGAAGGAGAGGCAUGAAUCCUUUGACUCUUGAAAUGUGCCCUUUAAUCCUCAAGGUUGAGAUCUGUCCUUUGUGUUACUUUGCUAUUAUAGCCCAGGCAAAUAGCACUAAAUUGAGAGCAGAGAAUUGCCUUCAGAGCUAAGCAGUGCCCACUGGCCCCUUUCUUUUCUCCAUGGAAUUAUGGAAUGGGAAAAACCCAGUGGCCCCAGGGUAUUUGCAUUAUGAGUUCACAGGGAUUAGUUCUACUCUUCCCCAGGUAAGGGAGGUGAAAGGGUAACCUAAGAUCACCCCCCUUCCCAAGUAUCCCAAAAGAAGUUUGGGCAGGGUGUGUUCUAUUCAACUCCAUGGCAUAGCUCUAGCCUUCCAAAUUCUACCUAUAUUUCCUCCUCGAAUAUUUUCAGUUCCUUCUGCCAUAGUUGCUCAUAGAUCAUCCUUGAAGGAGGAACAGUUCAUUUUGACUCUUACUCCAUUUUACAUAUGGAAACAUUAAAGAAAUACUUGUGGGUUUGUAUUUUGUCCCUGAUUCUCUUCCCUGAAGGCCUCAGCAUUCUAACAGACCCACUAAAAUAGUCUAGAAACCUAGCUACAGCCAUUUUGGUAUUCUGAGUCUAUCCUAAUAGACCAUAGGUAGCUUUUCCAGCAAUGGGAUCCUGUUCUCUCUCCUUGAGUAAAGAAAGGGAAACAGCCCUCUAUCUUAGAGGAGUAUGACUGCCUGACACCCUCCAGGCUGAGACACUUCUGAAUCAGGUGAGGUGGCUGAUUGCCUCCAGCUAAUCAUAGGCCACCCUGAAAAGUGACCCAUUCUUAAGAGACACUAACUCCAAAUCAGAAAGCAGGCUGCAUUUGACUCAGACAGUAGCAAGGCCUUCUUGUGUAUAAAGCUGUUUCUAACUAAAAGGUGAACCCAAUCCUCAAAUGGAGCUAACUCUUCCUAGGCAAAAUAUACCAUACCCUUUUGUCCAGCAAUUGUUAAAAAUAGAGAGUGGAGGUAGGAAGAGUGGGAACUUGGAACAGAGUCAGAGUCUAUUUGGGAUGCUUUCUACCAAGAGGAACUUUUUUUUUUUUCCCAGAGCCUUGCAGUUGACUUAAUUUGCCUGAGUUUAUUUUCACACAUACCUGUUCUACAUAUCUACUGUGCAUCAGUGCCCUCCCAGCCUCACUCACACAUUAAAUUCUAAUACCUCAUGAAGAAUUUAUGUUCUGCCUUGCUCUUUGUUAGACUCAACCUCUGGUUGGAAAGACAGGUGCAUCCUGACUGAUCCCCAACACUGAUGUUUAGGAUGAACUCCCCUAAAGACCAAAGCAAUAUGUGUCUGUGACCAUAAAGUAAUCUAAUAGGAACAGUCAUUAUGUUCUCUCCAGUAGUUGCAAACUUUGUACCAUUGAGACCUGGGCCUUGGAUGAAAUUUCCUGGCCACCUCUAAGAUGAUUCAGGUAUCACAAUAAGGCACAUCCAAGGUCUACUCAUGCCAUGCAGAAAGGGAGGAACAAAAGACAUGUAUUAGCUAUUACAAGGCUAAAACAGAUGUGUUCGCUAGUCUUUACCAAUUACUAAGAUCUGGUUCCAGAUCUUAAAGUAGUGAUUUCCACCAAGAUCAGGAGGGACUGAGACAGUUAGGGUAUUGUGUUAUGGCCAAGCAGGUUAGUAGGUAUAAAUUCUGGGAGCCUAACUUCUUCUAUUUCAGAGAGGCAGAGCAGGAACUUGGGUCCAGAAGCCAAGACUGUCUCUUCUUCAAGUAAGCCACAGGUUCAAGGUUCAGACUCAUAUUUCAUCUGUCUCAAUACUGGUGAGGUAUCUGGACAGGAAAACUGGGUAUCUGCAUGCAUGAUUAACAGGUGAUAAGCAGACACCAAACACAGAGCCCGGGCAUCAGUCAGAAUGGAGCAUCUUUGUAGAAGCCUAGAUUGUAGGCAGGAUUCAGAGAGAAGAAAUUUGUUUGGGGACAAGAUAGUUUGAAAUUUUUAGUUAUAUGCUGGCCUAAGCCUUCCAGGGGAAAAUAUUAUGGAACAAUCAAUCAUUUAUGAAGGAAAUUCUUUCUGUAAUCCACAUCCCACCCAAGAGGUCUUGGGGUGUUGAGAUCUGUGGCAACUGCACUGGGCCAGGCAUGGUAGAAAAGAUGUAGAUCUUGUUAUGUAGGAUUUGUGCUGUAGGUGGACUGAAGCAGCAUGUCAGGGGGUGAAUUCUCACCAAGGGACUCACUGGCACUUUGCUCUUGUGUUUACCUGUAAAUCCUGAGGUUAGUAUGUUGCUCCAGGGUCCAGUGGUAGUCACUGAUACAUGUGAGGUAAAUGGCUCCUUGAAUACUGGGAAUCCACUUUGGGGUUGGAUUCACCAAAAUGUGUCUGUUUUGGGGUAUGUGUUAUGUCUUCAGGAGUGUUGUGUAAUGUAUGGCCCUGUACUGGAAGGUGGUGAAACAGUUGCUGGGUUGAUAGCCUAAGCAAAACCUAAUGACUCACGGGAUUAGCAUAAGUAAUAAAGAAUGUGUUUGCUGGAGCUGUUGCCAAGUAGUAUAGGGAAUUUAUUCUUGAUAGAAUUGGAUAGGUAACAAAAAGCCAGCUAGAUAGAGCAGAGUAAAUUCAUACCAAUUGGCAAUUGUGAGGGAAAGCUGACUAGCCAAAGGGCAUGAGGCUCUGAUACAGUUCCCUAGAGGGUUUUUGCACACAGGGGGAACAUGUACCCUUUCUUCCAGAAUGCAAGGCUGGAAUCAUGACACUCAAGUGCCUGUUUCCUUCAAGGCUUAGAGCUGGGCAAUUCUUCCCUAUAGAGACCUGUUUGAGUUAUUGGUAUUCCAAGAACUGGACUGGCAGGAUGUAAGAAAACAUGGGGUAAGGCAGAGCCCAAGCCUGGGAGAUCCUUUCCCACCAGAUUAAUUUUAACAAAUACCUUUGCUUCCUGAGAUAUGUGCUUAAAAUGGUUUGGCUUUCAUGCCCAGCUUCAGGCUGGAUCAUUCUUUAGACUCACUUUUCUCUGGGCCCACUUCUGGUCAGGAAUUCCAUCCAAUUUCUCUUGAUAGAUAAACCACAAAGUAGCUGCCUCAACUUGAACAGUCCUAGAGAAGAACCUGUAGGCAUUGCUCUAGGCAGUGGAAUCAGCUGUCUAGUCCUGUAUCUGGGCCUUCCUGCCAAAACCUGGCACUGGGAACAAAGAAAUACUUCAGAGACUCCUCAUUGCUUUCACAUUAAUGACUGUGGGAGAGGGGAAGGCUCAAGGCCAGGGCUCUGCCCCCAGUGUCCAUCUACUCCUACAGCUGCAUAUUUGGAAGGAGAUCUGCUCAACACCCUUGCUGUUCUCAGGGCAGUAUUGAAGACAGAUUGAAGCUCACUAUGAUGCUUGCUGCUUGUAAGAACUAGUCACAAGAAUGAGAGUUAGGGAAGGGAUUUGGGGGAGGUGUCAAUAGUGGAAUCCAAGUUUGGAAGAGUUGUGGAUUAAGGGGAGCAAAUAUAACUCUG